Messenger RNA from Heterotrigona itama, 980 nucleotides. NCBI's taxonomy places the organism in Eukaryota, Metazoa, Arthropoda, Insecta, Hymenoptera, Apidae. The record is from the annotation of a GenBank genome assembly.
AAUAUCUACUCAUUUCGAGACAAAUAAUGGGCAGCAGGAUAAAAAUGCCCGGCUCUACUACGGGCUUGCUCAAUCCGCGGGCGAAUAUUUCGAAUGAAAUAGAAUUACCGAUUGAUAUGCGCUUCAACGAAGGCCACGUUGUUAGUAUUGUCUUCUACAGCGUGUUAAUGAUAAUAUCUGCAAUCGGAAACACCACGAUAUUAGUAUUAAUUAUGCGCCGCAAACGUGUAUCCAAAUCGAGGAUACAUACGAUGUUAAUGCAUCUUGCGAUCGCUGAUCUACUUGUAACUUUCUUAAUGAUGCCACUCGAGAUUGGUUGGGCAGCCACCGUCUCCUGGAGAGCAGGAGACGCCAUGUGCCGAAUAAUGGCUUUCUUCAGGAUGUUCGGCCUGUACUUAUCAUCUUUCAUCCUGGUAUGCAUAAGUAUGGACAGAUAUUACGCAAUAAUAAAGCCACUGCAAUUGUGGGACGUUGACAGAAGAGGGAAGAUCAUGCUAAGCUUUGCUUGGAUCGGCUCCGUUGUGUGUUCAAUGCCUCAGUGCGUCACUUUCAAUACUUUCCCAACGUGUACACACGAAAUAACUUAUUCCCUCUUUGGAAUGAUCAUGAUGUACUGGUUCCCCCUCGUCGUAAUAAUAUAUACCUACACGAACAUUCUACUGGAGAUAUGCAAAAGAUCGAAAAAGAGCGAAGAUGGUAUUGGAUCGAUCGGAACUCAGCGUAUAAAGUCGAUCAACGAAUCCAGAAAGGACUCUUUCUAUUCGCAUGUACGAAUUCCUGCAUGAAUCCUAUUGUCUAUGGUGCGUUUAAUAUUCGAGAUUGUAACAAGGUAAAUAUUUCCUUUACUUCUUCUUCUAUCUAGCAACUACUAUUUUAUUAAGUAUACAUUAUCUGAUCCAAUGUUAUUUCAGACAUCCGUGAGGCCAACUACUAUAGAAACUCGAGUUACUCCAUUGUCAUUGUCACUUAAGCUUCUUGAU